This is a messenger RNA of Rana temporaria (common frog), 2411 nucleotides long. RefSeq names its product MBL associated serine protease 1 (gene MASP1). The transcript has 11 exons. Gene Ontology annotation, cellular component: blood microparticle; extracellular region. Gene Ontology annotation, molecular function: calcium ion binding; serine-type endopeptidase activity. Lineage: Eukaryota; Metazoa; Chordata; Amphibia; Anura; Ranidae. Bases 129 to 2282 code for a protein of 717 amino acids. The record is from RefSeq and is a predicted model, not a curated record. Gene Ontology annotation, biological process: zymogen activation; complement activation.
AGCUCUCAGGCACAUAACACAAGCAACCUCAGAACAAAGAUAGAGCUAGGCUGAUCAGCUUUUGGGACCAGGCACAUACACACAUACACAAAGGAGAAACAGGAGAAAGAACAGCACAGACUGCUAACAUGAGGCUCUUCCAACUUUUUUUUCCUUUAUUAUGGUUGCUGUGUAAAGGUGAGGUCAUUGUACUUAGAGAAAUGUAUGGUGAGAUCCGAACACCCAAUUUUCCAGAAUUGUAUCCAAGUGAUUCAGAGGUGACCUGGAAUAUAACUGUGCCAGAAGGAUUCAGAAUCAGGCUGUACUUUAUUCACUUUGACCUGGAACCAUCUUACCUCUGUGAAUAUGACUAUGCUAAGGUGGAGACUGAUGAGCAAGUGGUGACAACAUUCUGUGGAAAGGAAAGUACUGACACAGAACAAGCUCCAGGGAAGCAAGUAAUCACAUCUCCUGGAAACUUUCUCAGCCUUACUUUUAGGUCUGAUUUCUCCAAUGAAGAACGUUACACCGGCUUUGAUGCUCACUAUAGUGCAGUUGAUGUAGAUGAGUGUGCGGAGGGAAUUGAUGAAGAUAUGGUAUGUGACCAUCACUGCCACAAUUAUAUUGGUGGAUUCUACUGUUCCUGCAGAUUUGGCUAUCUUCUCCACUCAGAUAACAGGACAUGCAAAGUGGAAUGCAGCGAUAAUCUGUACACACAAAGGAGUGGAACAAUUUCAAGCGCAGAUUAUCCUAAUUCGUAUCCCAAGAGCUCUGAUUGCCUGUAUCGAAUUGAGCUGGAGGAAGGAUUUGUGGUCAAUCUUCAAUUUGAUGACAGCUUUGAUAUUGAAGACCACCCAGAAGUGUCUUGUCCUUAUGAUUACCUAAAGAUCAAAGCUGGAAAAAAAGAAUUUGGUCCUAUUUGUGGAGAUAAAUCACCAGGAAGAAUAGAAACUGGAAGCAACAGUGUUCAGAUCUUGUUCCACAGUGACGGUUCUGGAGAAAAUGGAGGAUGGAAGCUGUCUUACACGGUCACAGGUGUUUCAUGCCCCGAUCUUCAGGAACCCUCAAAUGGGAAAAUUGAACCUUCUCAAACAAAGUACACUUUUAAAGACCAAGCUGUGAUUACAUGUAACACUGGAUAUCGGGUUCUAAAGGACAAUGUUGAGAUGGACAGUUUCCAGAUUGAGUGCUGGAAAGAUGGAACAUGGAGUAACCAGGUCCCAAAAUGCCAAAUUGUUGACUGCAAGUUGCCAAAAGAACUUGAAAAUGGAUUGAUUACCUUCUCUACAUCAGAAAAUACUACCACAUACCAAUCAAGUAUUACAUAUUCCUGCAGAGAACCAUACUACACAAUGACCCCAAACAUUACUGCUGUUUAUUUCUGUAAAGAAAAUGGAGAGUGGAUAAACUCAGAAAUUGGAAUCAAGCUUCCUAUAUGCGAGCCAGUGUGUGGAAAGCCGAUUCGUCAGCUCCCUGGAAUAGUCAAGCGUAUCAUCGGGGGUCGUAAUGCAGAACCAGGAUUUUUCCCUUGGCAGGCGCUCAUUGUGGUAGAAGAUAUGUCCCGUGUUCCAGAGGAUAAAUGGUUUGGCAGUGGUGCCCUUCUAUCGGAUUACUGGGUCCUCACAGCUGCCCAUGUGUUAAAGUCUCAACGCCGUGAUAACACCGUCAUUCCUGUGUCAAAGGAACACGUCACUGUUUACUUGGGGUUGCACGAUGUAAGAAAUAAAACAGAUGCCGUCAGCAGAACCAUAGACAAAAUUAUUUUGCAUGAAGAUUUUGACCCAAAGAUUUACAACCAUGAUAUUGCUCUUGUGAAGUUAAAAGAAAAAGUAACAAUGAACCAGUAUAUAUUGCCAGUAUGUCUACCUGAGCUUGACCAUGAGUUACAAGGUCCACAGCCCAAUACUCUUGGUCUUGUGGCUGGGUGGGGUAUAUCAAACCCUAAUAUCACAGUGGAUGAAGUGAUAAGCUCUGGCAUGAGGACACUGUCAGAUGUCCUGCAAUAUGUUAAAUUACCAGUGGUGCUCCAUGCAGAGUGUAAGGCAAGCUAUGAGUCUCGCUCUGGAAAUUAUAGUGUAACUGAAAACAUGUUCUGUGCUGGGUUUUAUGAAGGUGGGAAAGACACUUGUCUGGGAGACAGCGGAGGUGCCUUUGUAAUUCAGGACACUGAUACAAAGAGGUGGGUGGCCCAAGGUCUGGUGUCCUGGGGAGGCCCAGAAGAAUGUGGAAGCAAACAAGUAUAUGGAGUAUAUACCAAAGUUUCAAACUAUGUGAACUGGCUAGAUAACCAGAUCUACACCUGAACAAGUCAAUGCAUCUCAGUGGAAUUUUCAGCUUGAGUGGUAAAAAACAUAUAUGGCAGGUUUUUUGUGAAGCCACAGGACAAACCAAUACAACUAUUUCAUCAAUGUUCCUAUCUUUGGUUACAAAAU